AUGCCCUUCUGCUUGGUGUUUCAACUUCUUUUGCUCUCAUCUCGUCUCAUUCCUAUCCACCCCAACUGGCGGCAACUCUACCCCUACAUCCGAGACGCUGCAACCUUCACUCCUCCGCCCACCUCCACCUUAUCCGCCUCCUCCGCCCCCUCCGCGCCCACCCCUACGUUCGACUACAUAGUGGUGGGAGGCGGUGCAGUGGGGUGCCCCCUGGCCGCCACGCUCUCAAAGGGCUUUUCAGUGCUGCUGCUGGAGAGAGGAGGCGUGCCUUAUGACCAGUGCGCACUUCCCUUCUGCGCACUUCCCUUCGUGCGCACUUCCCUUCUGCGCAUUUCCCUUCGUGCGCACUUCCCUUCUGCGCACUUCCCUUCGUGCGCACUUCCCUUCUGCGCACUUCCCUUCGUGCGCACUUCCCUUCUGCGCACUUCCCUUCUGCGCACUUCCCUUCGUGCGCACUUCCCUUCGUGCGCACUUCCCUUCGUGCGCACUUCCCUUCGUGCGCACUUCCCUUCGUGCGCACUUCCCUUCGUGCGCACUUCCCUUCGUGCGCACUUCCCUUCGUGCGCACUUCCCUUCGUGCGCACUUCCCUUCGUGCGCACUUCCCUUCGUGCGCACUUCCCUUCGUGCGCACUUCCCUUCGUGCGCACUUCCCUUCGUGCGCACUUCCCUUCGUGCGCACUUCCCUUCGUGCGCACUUCCCUUCGUGCGCACUUCCCUUCGUGCGCACUUCCCUUCGUGCGCACUUCCCUUCGUGCGCACUUCCCUUCGUGCGCACUUCCCUUCGUGCGCAGCCCGAGGGCGGCUGUACUUUUGGAUACCUCACUACCUCCUUCUCCCCUCCCUUCUUCCCACUCCUCACCCCCCUCCCUCGUCCUACCUCCCUCCCUCCACUCCAGAACUCAGUGUACCGAAGGGAGGCCUUCCCUUACGUGCUCAGCACGAGGCUGGCUGCACCUGUGCUGCCCACUUACUCGCAGCCCCUGCUCCCUCUCCUCCUUCGCACUUUCGUCCCCCUCUUCAUCCCUCCCUACCCCCCCCCCAGCCCUUGUGCUUCUACCAGUGUAUCGUCGAGAGGCCUUCCCUAUGUGCUCAGCACGAGAGCAUCAGUUCCCUUCUGGUCAGAGGAUGGCGUGUGGAACCGACGGGGCAUCGUGCUGGGUGGUGGCAGUCUCGCACCCCUUACCCCGUCGUCCUCCUCUUUGCAUCCCUCCCUCACCCCCCCUUCCCCCUCGCUCUCCAGCCUACGGUAUACCGUCGAGAAGCAUUCCCUUACGUGCUCAGCACGAGGGGCGGCUGUGCCCUUGGUUGCCCCACUAACUCCCCUCCGCGGUACCCCCAUCCUCCCCUCUCCCUUAUCUCUCCCCCCAGCCUUCAGUGAACCGCAGAGAGGCUUUCCCCUACGUGCUCAGCACGAGGGGCGGCUGUGCCCUUCCGGUCGGAGGAUGGAGUGUGGAACGGGAUUAUGCUGGGAGGUGGCAGUCACGCACCCCUUUCCCCUCGUCCUCCUCUUUGCAUCCAUCGCUUACCCCACCCCUCCACCCCCCCACCCCCCCUCUCUCCAGCCUUCAGUGUACCGCAGAGAAGCAUUCCCCUAUGUGCUCAGCACGAGGGCGUCUGUGCCCUUCCGGUCAGAGGAUGGAGUGUGGAACCGGAGGGGAAUUGUGCUGGGUGGUGGCAGCUCUGUCAACGCUGGCUUCUACAGUCGCGCAUCAGCGGAUUUUGUCCAGGCGGCAGGGUGGGACCCUGUGAGGGUGCGGCAGGCCUUUGAGUGGGUGGAGGAGAGAAUCGCCUUUGUGCCGCAGCAGCAGCCGGGGGGCUGGCAGCAGGCGUUCAGGAAUGGCAUGCUGGAGGCGGGGCUGGGGCCGUGGAGGGGACAGACGCCCGAGCACGUGAUUGGCACUAAGCUGGCGAACAGCAUAUUUGACAGCAACGGCACAAGAAGGACAGCAGCGGACCUGCUCAAGGCAGGAGACCCGACGCGGCUGACAGUGCUUGUGUACGCCACAGUGCAACGCAUCCUGCUGGACACCACUACUGGCACCCCACGGGCAGCAGGAGUGGUAUUCGUAGACAGCACCAACCGCCGCCACAUCGCUCGUUUAAACCCAGGAGGCGAGGUGCUGCUGGCAGCGGGGGCGCUGGGGUCGCCUCAGCUGCUGCUGCUGAGCGGGCUAGGGCCAAGAGAGAAGCUGGAGCCUCUGGGGGUGCCGGUGGUGGUGGAGGUGCCGGGGGUGGGCGUUAACGUGACUGAUGUGCCAAUUAACGGCAUCAAUAUUCUGUCUCCCAGGCCUGUUGAGGAGUCGUCCCUGCAGUUCGUGGCUGUGACUCCAGAGGGAAACAUCAUAGAGGGCGCAUCUGGAUCAAACCACACGCUCAGCUGGCCGGGAGCAGGCGAGCUCAACACAGCGCCGCCCAUGAACCGCACGGGGCAGACAGAGGCAAUGAUCGAAGCCGUGCUGCCGUACAUCCCCGGGGUUAUUCAGGAUGCUCUGAAUCAAGCAGGAUUCAUUCUGCACAAGGUCUUCCUGCCUGCCUCUCGAGGCUCCCUCACCCUCGCAUCCCUCAAUGCCUCAGACAACCCCAUCGUGCGCUACAACUACUUCUCCGCUCCUGAGGACGUGGCAACGUGUGCGAGGGGAGUGCAGCUGCUCGCCAAGAUAGUCAAUUCCACUGCCAUGGCGCCCUUCCGCUACGACACCCCGCCCGUCGCCCUCUUCCUUCUUGACCCAACUGCUGCACUCGUCACGCCAGGGAACUUUCGAGGAGCUUCCCCUGCUCUUCCAGACGUCUCCAACUUUACUGCCUCUGCCCAGUGGUGCAAGGACACCGUCACGGUUAUUUGGCAUUUCCAUGGGGGCUGUCACAGGGGCGUGUGUGUGGACAGCAGCUACCGCGUCAACGGCGUGCAGGCGCUGCGCGUGGUGGAUGGGUCGACCUUUCUCACCUCCCCUGGAACCAACCCCAUGGCCACAUGCCUCAUGCUCGGGAGGUUUAUUGGUUUGAACCUUCUUGAAGAAAGGGGCUUCAACUCCUCAGUAGCAUGA
Closterium sp. Yama58-4 is the source of this 3045-nucleotide messenger RNA. The record is from the annotation of a GenBank genome assembly. NCBI's taxonomy places the organism in Eukaryota, Viridiplantae, Streptophyta, Zygnematophyceae, Desmidiales, Closteriaceae.